Molecule: messenger RNA, 709 nt
Organism: Sabethes cyaneus
Lineage: Eukaryota; Metazoa; Arthropoda; Insecta; Diptera; Culicidae
Gene: mRpS10
Product: 28S ribosomal protein S10, mitochondrial
Exons: 3
Coding region: 149-661 (170 amino acids)
Cellular component (GO): mitochondrion; mitochondrial small ribosomal subunit
Source: RefSeq, a predicted model, not a curated record
GAGUGAAUGUCAAAAGGAAAAGGUUGGAAAAAUUGGAUUUCGAAUAAACGAAAUACGAAAAGUUUACUGCUUAAGUUUUAAUGCCCUGUAUAAGAAGUUGAGUUUCCUAAUAAGCAGUUACUAAUAUCCUAAAACUAACAAACACAUAAUGCAGGCGCUCAGCCUUCGCCUCAUGCGAUUACCAAAUAUUUGGUCUGCCGGUGCACGGUUUUGUUCUGGAAAUGUUUCUCAAGGGACUGCCAAUACCUUAAGUAGCACGGAAAACACACCUAUUCCGGAUAAACUGUACAGCCGAAUUGAACUGGAAAUGAAAGGUAUCGAUCCGGAAGUCAUGAAAAGUUACGCAUAUUUUGCCAAGACUGCCGCUGAACACUUGGAUAUCGAAGUUGGCAAACAUUGGGCUUUACGAAAAGCGACGAAGGAUCGCUUGACGCUACUAAAGUCGGUUCACAUCUACAAGAAACACCGGGUUCAGUAUGAAAUUCGAAACUACUAUCGGUUUAUGCACUUUCACAAGCUCACCGGAUCCACUGCUGAUACAUUUUUGGAAUACAUCGAACGAAACUUACCGGAAGGAAUAGCCCUUAAGGUUACCAAGGUAGAGCUGCAAGAACUACCGGAACACUUGGAUCCCGCAAAAUUGUCAAAUGUGCCAGUUUGAUGGAUUUUUUUAGUUCAUUUAAAUAGAAACAGCAAUUUAUCCGUUCGU